CGAAAUAAAACUGAAGAAGUGAGCUAAGAGCUUCAGACCCAUAUGAUGUCAUAUGACAUGCUAUAUAUUUUCAUCACCAACUAGAAAGACUCCCAGCGAUCCAAACUGACACUUCGAUCACCGAUCAUCUAUCGGUAUCACGAUCGAUCGAGUUAGGGUUUAUUGAAUAUGUUGCCAAUGGAGAAUCUGCCAUUUCACGACGGUAACAUAUACAAUCUUAUUGAGAACAGACACUACGAAGUUCGCCGUGAUGUUGAUCACACUUUGCAAAUGCACUCAUCGUUUAUACGGAGGCUCUCUCAGGAAACAGAAUUGGAGGGGCACCAGGGUUGUGUAAACAGUGUGGCAUGGAAUUCUAAAGGUUCACUUUUGAUAUCUGGAUCAGAUGAUACACAGAUGAAUAUUUGGAGCUAUAAUAGCAGAAAACUUUUGUAUUCCAUAGAUACUGGCCAUUCUGCAAACAUAUUCUGUACAAGAUUUGUUCCUGAAACUUCUGACGAGCUUGUUGUCUCUGGAGCUGGAGAUGCUGAGGUUCGAUUAUUUAAUUUGUCUCGCUUAAGUGGGAGAACUCCUGAUGAUAAUGCUAUCGCUCCUCUGGCACUGUAUCAAUGUCACACGAGAAGAGUGAAAAAAUUAGCUGUUGAAAGUGGAAAUCCCAAUGUCGUAUGGAGUGCUAGUGAAGAUGGAACCUUGAGACAACAUGACUUUCGGGAGGGCAAUUCUUGUCCUCCAGCAGGCUCUUCUCACCAAGAAUGUCGCAAUAUUCUCGUGAGUGCUAACACUGUUGCCACUUGCCACUGUGAGUAUGUUGCUAGUGGAAGUGAUGAUGGUAGAUGGUAUAUUUGGGAAAAGAAAACUGGAAGAUUGGUAAAAAUUUUGCAUGGGGAUGAAGCUGUUGUGAACUGUGUGCAGGGCCACCCAUAUAAUUCCGUUGUGGCAACAAGUGGGAUUGAUAACACGAUAAAGAUAUGGAGUCCAAAUGCUUCUGUCCCAUCGGUUGUCGCUGGGGGAGCAGCUGGACCUGAAACUGCUGACAUGUUGGAUAUCAUGGAGAAUAAUCAACGGAAAUUAUGCCGCAAGCGUGAAGCGAUCCUUCCCUUUGAACUUCUGGAGCGGUUUCGAUUGCGAGAAUUUACUGAAGGAACUUUUCAUCCUUUCGAGUGUGCUCAGAGUUGAUCUGGCUCAUAGUUAUCAAUUGUUGGAUGCAGGUGAAUUAGGGGAUGUGUUUUUUAUAUUAUGCAAAGAGUUGAAUAAAGAGUUACUGGUGUUUGGAAUUUCGCAGACCAUGUGAAGCUUUUUGCAGUCCUCAAAGAUGAGCUCAAAUACUGAAUAAGGAGAGCUCUUUGUAAAUUUUGUAGAGCUGCUUUAAUGCCUCUAUUAUGUACUAUUAUUUUUCUCUUUCGUCUGAUUAUGUAAAUCAUUUUUUCCUUGAUGUAUGACCGAACAUAUUCCUGUACAGAUAAAAACAUUUUUUUUAGCCUGAUAUUACAUUCUCAAUGCUUGUACCAUCAACUCAGCAUUGUCAUUGUCAUCUUUGUUGGCACGCAGUCUGGUUAGGUUCGCUGUUAAAAGUUCUCAUGAAGUUUGGUGUGGACAUUGUUUUUCUUUGAGACUCAGAAAUAUUCAUUUUGUAUGAAGCGCAUAGGGUUAUGAUUUUUU
Molecule: messenger RNA, 1659 nt
Organism: Tripterygium wilfordii
Lineage: Eukaryota; Viridiplantae; Streptophyta; Magnoliopsida; Celastrales; Celastraceae
Product: WD and tetratricopeptide repeats protein 1-like
Exons: 11
Coding region: 169-1176 (335 amino acids)
Biological process (GO): negative regulation of fatty acid biosynthetic process
Cellular component (GO): Cul4-RING E3 ubiquitin ligase complex; cytoplasm
Molecular function (GO): protein binding
Source: RefSeq, a predicted model, not a curated record